Molecule: messenger RNA, 1434 nt
Organism: Ambispora leptoticha
Lineage: Eukaryota; Fungi; Glomeromycota; Glomeromycetes; Archaeosporales; Ambisporaceae
Source: the annotation of a GenBank genome assembly
AUGACAAAACCGUUUUUGGCAAUACUUUUCUUGUUGUUAAUGAUAGAAUUUACGCGUGUAAAAGCGCAGUCUUCACAAGAUGCAGCAGAAAAUAUUUCAACCAUACCAAGACGACACGAUUAUAAGCAUACUUUUAAAAAACCAUACACCUAUAAUGAAAGUGUUCCGUUCUUUGACACAUUUGGGAACGCAUUGUUAGCCCAGGAAUUUAUCAGACUAGCACCGAGUGUACCAAACCAUUCAGGCGCAAUAUGGUCACAAUUACCAAACACUUACAAAGAGUGGGAAGUGGAAUUUACCUUUAAAAUAUAUGGCAAUUAUUAUAUUGGUGGUCGAGGGAUUGGGUUUUGGUACACAAAAGACCGUGGUGAACUCGGUCCCGUGCUUGGUAGCAAAGAUCAAUGGGAGGGAAUAGGAAUUUUUUUUGAAACGGCAGAUGCUUCGCGAAAUCGUGCACAUCCACUUAUUAUGGCUCAACAGAAUGAUGGCAAAGUGAUCUACAGUAAUUUAACGGACCCUGAUAAACGUGCAUUUGGCGGCUGUUAUCGACAAUUUCGUAACGCACCAUCUCCCAUCCAUGUGAAAGUAACCUAUUAUAACGAUACAAUCAAGUUGGCUAUUGACGCAAAUAAUAACGGACAACAUUACCUUAAUUGUUUUGAAGCAAAUGACAUUAAAAUUCCGACCGGAUAUUAUUUUGGACUUUCCGCAGCUGCUGAAGGUGGCACACCAGAUGAUCACGACGUGUUAUCUUUUGAAUUAUACGAAUUAAAUCCACCACCAAAGCAGAAUGUACCAUUACGUCCACACGAAGAGGCGAAUUCUAAACUACAGUCGCCAGAAGAGUACGUGAUUCCGGAAGAUGUACAAAAACGAAUUGAGGAAGUUACCAAAGUCGUGAAUUCAAACACCGAAGAAUCAAAAGAUGAAGAUACAAGAAGCUUAGAUUUUGUAAAGGGAAUGCAAAUUCAGAUACUUGAAACCCUUGAGGUGAUACAAGAGCAAAUCGAUCAUUUAGGCAAUAAUGUAGCAACUGUGAAGCAAAAUAAUUUCCCCCACACCGGUGGGUUUCCAUCCCAAGGCGAAGGUCACCAUUUGACUACAGUCAUUCAAAAACUCGAUAGAAUAAUUAGUGGGAUAGGUGGCUUAGAAGCACGUAUAAUUCAUGUAGGAUCAGCCGCACAUGAUAACUCAAAUCCCGACUUUAAAGAUGAAUUACAACGUAUUAUACAGAAACUUGAUGCUUUAGAUGCUCGAGUGACCGGACAACACUAUCAAACACAAAAAGUAAUCAUGGACGCUAAUUCACAAGCUGUCGAGUCUACUACAUCGACAUGGAUGUGGAUAAUAAAGACUAAUAUUAUCACUUAUGAUAAUACAAGUUAUGCCGAGCAAAUAACACCAAUGACAGCAGAUCUAUCUAAUUCAAUGUAG